This is a messenger RNA of Lingula anatina, 1552 nucleotides long. RefSeq names its product von Hippel-Lindau disease tumor suppressor. The record is from RefSeq and is a predicted model, not a curated record. Lineage: Eukaryota; Metazoa; Brachiopoda; Lingulata; Lingulida; Lingulidae.
UAUUUACACCGUAAGUGGUGAUGUCUAUCCUAUUGCCAGUCGGAAGCUCGACUCCAGUUUUGAUUUGGAACUAUGUCGGAAGACGUGACCCAAGGGACAUGUGAAAACACAAUGUUGAAGUCCAAAAACGCAGAUGUACCAGCAUACGUUACAUUCUGCAACAGGACUUCGAGAAAUGUUGAUAUUUUCUGGUUAAAUUAUAAGGGGAAACGAGUGAAAUACUGCAAUUUAUCGCCUCAACAACGAAACUUUUAUGUAGACACCUAUGUUACACAUCCAUGGGUUUUCAGAGAAGCUGGUACGGAAUAUAUCAUGACUGCAAAUAAAAAGGACGUGUUUUUUCCUAAAGCAUGGGAUGGUGGACAAGAACGAAGCAUAACGUACAUUGAUAUACCAGUGUAUUCCUUGAGGGAAAGAUGUAUUCAGGUUCUUAGGAAACUACUCCCUAAAGAGUGUAUGGAAGAUCUGGACAUACCCAAGUUGCUGAAACAAGAACUGCUUGACAUGCAGUGUCAAAGUCAUGAUACAUAUAAAAGUGUUAAAAGCAGCACCCCAUGACAUACACUACAUUGAAAAGUCUAAAUUGACCAAUAAUUCACUGUGAUCAUUCAUUACCGACUGGAUGACCUUACUAGUAAUUAAGUGGAUCUCUGCCCCCAGAGCAGAGGGACAUGGAUUCAGCUCUGCCGGGAACGUACCAGUUCUUCUUAAAGAGUACCCACUGUCUCCCUGCUUGGCACUUGGCUCUGUUGGAAGUAGAGGUUAGGUACCUGGUCUGACAGUGAAAUAUUCCUUUAGUAUGCCAGCUUUAAGCACCACGUUUUGCAACGCCUACCCGGGUUGAUGUAACAUCUACAGUAAAUCUGAAUGUACUCCAUACAAGAGGCCAGCAGAGUGGUGCAGGUAGUUUUCCUGGACCUCUCUGUCUUUUGACCAAUUGGUAGCAAUUUUUUUUAUAAAGAGAUGAUGAAGCCUGAACUAUUUAAAGUACUAGUAUGUGUACUUGGUUUGAGGGUUAUCCAAUGGCUGUUUCUAUUUGGAUUUUUAUCUUGUGAGGACAGAGUUUAGUUUCAAAAGUUUCCAUAAGUUACUGUCUCAAAUGGCAAAUAUAUAGAGAUUUUAUUAAAUUCUUUAAAAUUUUUUUGACUAAUUUCAAAGUUUUUUUAUUUAUUUUAUUUUUAUUUUUUAUUUUUUCAUUUCAGUAGACUAGCAUGUAGUGUUUCCUGUGGAAUUUAGUUUCAUUAAUCCAUCCAGGUGUCAUUGAAGUUCUUGAUGACAAACUACCCUGGUGCUGUACAAGCUUGUCAGCAGCAUGUUGUUGGCAGAUUCAUUGGACGUCAAGUCAUAGGCACCCCGAGUGUCAGGGCACUGUAAAGAACUCACUAUACCUGUUCAUGUGUUGGCUUUAUGGUGCCCCUUAAGAAUAGAGACAAUGUUGAGUAUCUGUCAAUCAAAGGAACUGCUCUGCAGUGAAUCUGCAUUUGAAUGUCAUUAGUCCAAAAUGAUAUGUAAAACAGAUUUAAUUUUGCUUCAUUUAAUUUCAUUUACUGUA